Molecule: messenger RNA, 3612 nt
Organism: Synchiropus splendidus (mandarinfish)
Lineage: Eukaryota; Metazoa; Chordata; Actinopteri; Syngnathiformes; Callionymidae
Product: protocadherin gamma-A11-like
Exons: 1
Coding region: 408-2855 (815 amino acids)
Biological process (GO): homophilic cell-cell adhesion
Cellular component (GO): plasma membrane
Molecular function (GO): calcium ion binding
Source: RefSeq, a predicted model, not a curated record
AUCACAUUAAAAGUCUAUUUGAAUGCAUCAUUAAUGUAGAUUUAAUACAUUUUUAGCAAAGCGCGCAGACAAAUUCACGAUGGCGAUCACUGAAAUGAAAUUGUAAAUACGCGAUAAACGCAAGGAUUCAAUGCGUGCACGUGAGAGUGGGCGAUGCUGAUUUUCGUCCACAUGGUGUCAGUGUCACGCCGUUACCGAGCAGUGAUGUGAUGAGACAACCAAACCCUGUCAGGACCCAGUUUGGCUCAGUUGGAGGCGGCGUCGUGCGCGAACACACGAGAGACCGCUUUGUACGUUUGGUUUUAUAUUUUGUUCAAACGGCAUCGAUAAGUCAGCUGCAGUUGUUGAGGCUGAGGAAUAGAUUCAAGGACUUGGGACAGGAUUUCCAUAACCGUUGAUUACUGAGGAUGGAAUCAGGAGGACAAAGGAGACAGAGGCAGUCACGGUGGGUGACGCUUCAGCUUUGUUUCUUGCUCAACUGCUUCUACUCGAUAUCAGCGCAGAUAAAAUACUCAAUUCCGGAGGAAAUCAAAGUGGGCUCACAGGUUGGAAAUGUCGCCAAGGAUCUAGGUCUCGAUGUCGGUUCGCUGGCGGAAAGGCAGUUUCGAAUAGUGUCGGGAUCGGACGGGGCUCGGUUCGAGGUGAAUCGGAACAAUGGCGUGUUGUAUGUUCACAAGAGAAUCGACCGAGAGGAGCUGUGUGAACGCGUGUCUCCGUGCCUGAUGAACUUGAAGCUCGUAGCAGAGAAUCCGAUGGAGAUACAUUAUGUUUCCGUGGAGGUUACAGACGUCAACGAUCACGCGCCUGCUUUUCUGGAGGAAGAGAAAAUAUUUGAAAUAUCAGAAUCUACUCCGAUUGGACGACGGUUCCAGUUACCAGCCGCCCGAGAUCCAGAUGUUUUCCACAACUGUGUACGUGUUUAUAAACUCAGUCAGAACGAUCAUUUCAACAUUCAGAUUAGAGACAGAGGAGAGGAUAAGAUCCCCUUUUUAGUUCUGCAAAAGCUGCUGGAUAGAGAGAAACACGAGGAACACAGAAUGAUUUUAACUGCAGUUGACGGUGGAAACCCUGCAAAAUCAGGGACACUUAAUGUUACAGUCAUCGUCCUUGACUCAAACGACAACAAUCCAAUAUUUACCCAGGAGGUCUACUCUGUAUCAAUACCUGAAAAUUUAAAGAAACAGACGAGUGUUGUCCAGGUUAAGGCAACCGAUCUUGACGAGGGUUUGAACGGUGAAGUGGAAUAUUUGUUUGGUGGCGAACUUGAUCCUCGAAUAUAUGAAAUGUUCAUUUUAGAUAAAAGCACCGGAGAAGUCAGAAUAAAUGGCGACAUUGACUUCGAACAGAACGCUAUUUUUAAACUGGACGUUCACGCAAAUGAUAAGGGAACACCUGCCACAAGCGCAGACUGCCGCGUUAUCAUAAAAGUCCUGGACGAAAACGACAACAAACCCGAGAUAGAAGUGACAUCGAUUUCAAAUGUGGUGCCUGAAGAUUCCAAACCUGGAACUGUAAUUUCGCUCAUCAGCAUUAAAGAUAAAGACACCGGUUUAAACGGGAAGGUGAUUUGCAGUCUUUCAGAUAAUUCUCCCUUUGAAUUAAAGCCUUCAUUUCAAGAUAAUAUGUACUCACUUGUUUUGAUCCAUCGCCUCGACAGAGAGACGAUUUCAAAUUAUGAAAUCGUAAUUAAAGCCACAGACUGCGGUCGACCUCCUCUAUCAACAGUAAAAACGCUUAUUAUUACCGUAUCAGAUGUUAAUGACAAUGCCCCACAGUUUCCCAAAAAUCCGAUUGAACUUUACCUGGUGGAAAACAAUGUGCCAGGCAAAUCCAUCUUCUCUGUGUCAGCAGUAGAUAUGGACUUGAAUGAAAACGCUGCACUGACUUAUGAUAUCGCAAGAGAAGAAGGGAGCGCCAUAAAAUUAUCAGUAUUUUUAAACAUUAAUCAGGACAAUGGAGACAUUUCUGCUCUGAAAAGCUUUGACUUUGAGACAGUGAAGAGUUUCCAGUUCCAAGUUGUGGCCACAGAUUCUGGAAGUCCGUCACUGAGCAGCAACGUGACAGUGAACGUGUUCAUCCUGGAUCAGAACGACAACCCUCCAGUCAUCCUGUAUCCAGUCAACUCCAACGGUUCUGCUGAAGGUGUGGAGGAGAUUCCCCGCAAUGUGAACGCAGGACACUUGGUGACUAAAGUCAGAGCUUAUGACGCUGAUGUAGGUUACAACGGCUGGUUACUGUUUUCACUGCAGCAAGUUUCUGACCACAGCCUCUUUGGUUUGGACCGCUAUACGGGACAGAUCAGAACUCUCCGCUCGUUCACAGAGACAGACGAGGCGGAACAUAAACUGGUCAUACUGGUCAAAGACAAUGGGAAUGUGUCUCUCUCAGCAACAGCUACUGUGCUGGUCAAAGUUGUGGAGCCCAAAGAGGCUUUUGCUGCUUCUGAUGUGAAAAGCUCAGCAAAAGUGGAUGAAGACACGGAUGUGACUUUUUACCUGAUGAUCACUUUGGGCUCAGUUUCAGUCCUUUUCAUCAUCAGUAUCAUCGUGUUGAUCGCAAUGCAGUGCUCCAAAUCCACAGACUACACUUCUAAAUAUCUCCAAGAGACCAACUAUGAUGGAACUCUAUGCCACAGCAUCCAGUACAGAUCUGGAGACAAGCGCUACAUGCUAGUUGGACCCAGAAUGAGUAUUGGAUCUACUAUAGUUCCUGGCAGCCAUGCCAACACUCUGGUGCUGCCUGACAGGAGGAGGACCUCUGAAGAGGUAGGAUGGCGUUCAAUUGUAUUGUGCAAUGUGCUGUCCCUGGUUCUGAAAACUGCGCUUUUCGUCAUUCAUUUGAGAAAAUUGAUUUGACAAAAUGAAGACAUAUGAACCUGCUGGAAUUGUUUUAGUUGUUUAAUAUUGACAAAACAGUGCAUUUACCACCUUGUUCGAUUUUCAGUAUUUUAAUGAAUGAUCGACUUUUUGUUUCUACCUGCUGUAUAAAAAGUACUUAGAGAACAGUAUUGGAAUCUACCUGUACAUUAGGCCCUACAAUCGAAUUAAUAAGUAAAUUAAGAAGUAUAUAUUAUUUAAUAUCAUAAAUUACCUCGGAAUAUAAAGCUUGACAUCUCAACUCAUUCAUUCACACUUUUUACCUCCUCGACACGCUCAAUGACAGCUCCAUUUUUAAUUUCAAAUUAGGCAGAACAAUUAAACUUAACUAGAAACCAUGGAACUGGAAUAAGCUUUGACUUUUGUAGGCGGAUUUGUGGCAUGGUUGUUCAAGAUUAAGUGGCCAAGUCAGUUCCUGCGGCAACUCCAUGCACGUAAACUUCAGCCUCGGUAAAUAAUUAAAUGAAGGUUUAGUUUCGACACAAUCGUUCUCCUUCAGUUUCCCUCGCUGAAAAUCAAGCCUGUAUAAACAGUACGGGCCGCACGGAGCCGCACUCACCGUCAGAUUGCCGCCUUUAGGGUCGGUGGCAUCCGACUGGAUCAUCCUCUUCACUCAAAAAUAAAACGUUCAUUAUUUCAACGCAAUUUUCCUCAGUUAAGAAGUCUUGCAUUGACAUGCUUCGACAGGAAAAGACGGCCUACUUGCAGUGUAUGUUGGCUUUUUUCUGUGGUCAAA